GAACUGGUAGUCAAGAUAUUCAAGUAGGCCGCCUUGGUUAUUUCUAUUAAGACAAUAUCGAGGCAAUGUGCACAGUAUGCACUUAUGCCAAUAACAGACUAAUCAAUUGCAGUCCUAAAUGACAAUGGGAAGAUACACGUAAAGCAACUCCAAAUGAAAUAAUUGUUAUUAUUUUAUUCUCUAUUUAAUAUUUUUAUUUAUUUAUAUUUGAAUUGUAUUAAAAUAAAUGUGUGUAUCUUAUUCUAUUGUUCAUUAAUAAUAUUCCAUGUAUAAUUAAACUAAUAUAAUAAUAAAUAAUAGAAAAAACAAUUAAAUUAAUUUAAUUAAUUUGACAAAUUUCCUUUUUUUCGUUUUUUUUGUUUGUUUGUUGUUUUCCUUUUCCUUAAAAAAAAUACUUCAAUGUAUCCAAUAGAUUACUAGUUCAUUGUUUGCUUGUUUUUCUUUUUUUUUAUUCAUUCAGUUAUUGGUCAAAUUAUUGUAUAAAUAAGUAAAGUAUAGUAGUAUUAUUUUAAUUAUUGAAAUUUAUUACAAGUUAGAAAUUUUUAUAUACCCAUCCUAUUUAUUUAUCUAAAAAUAGAAAUGAUCCCCUUUUUCAAAAUAAAGUUUGAUAAAAUAAACUAAUUUGUAUAUAUAUAUGUAUUCUUUAUAUAAUUUAGUUGCUAUGCAAAAUUUUAUCUUAUAUUUCUAAUAAUAUUAUUUUUAGAUGGAUUUAACAAGAAGUUCAUUAUUCAUUAUCAGUUUAUUUAUUCAUAUUGUAUAUGUUAAAUCACAAUCAAAUUGUACACUAACUAAUCUUUUCGACUGUUGCAGUAUUGAAGGUAAAAAUCAAGCACAAACUUUUCUUCAAAGUCAACCUACAGGAAUUAAUACUCAAAAAGUCGUAGACUACUUUACGGAUUUGUGCAAGUUUCGUACGUUGAAUGAACAAGCAUCAUUUAUUAAAGCACAAUAUGAUAAAUUAUCAACCACUGAUUUAACUACUAUGUUUACUACGCCUAAAACAACACAAAAAUCUACUACUACACCUAGAACUACACAGAAACCUACUACAACUACACAGAAACCUAUUACAACUAAAACUACAGAGAAACCUACUAUUACUAUACCUAGAACUACAGAAAAAUCUACUAAUCAAUCAAGUAAACUAUUUCAAACACCAAUAAGGAAUAAUACUAAAGCUCCAUAAGUGUUUGGAACUUCACUGGGAAUAAAUUUUGACAAUGUCAAUAGUAGAACAAAACAAACGGAAAAAAACCCAGUUCAUAUCUGUAGCAAUGUAGACAAUUAAUUAGUAAAUACAAAUAUAUAAAUUA
Messenger RNA from Schistosoma spindalis, 1313 nucleotides. NCBI's taxonomy places the organism in Eukaryota, Metazoa, Platyhelminthes, Trematoda, Strigeidida, Schistosomatidae. The record is from the annotation of a GenBank genome assembly.